Messenger RNA from Haplochromis burtoni (Burton's mouthbrooder), 5170 nucleotides. RefSeq names its product A disintegrin and metalloproteinase with thrombospondin motifs 2. Gene Ontology annotation, cellular component: extracellular matrix. The record is from RefSeq and is a predicted model, not a curated record. Gene Ontology annotation, molecular function: metalloendopeptidase activity. Lineage: Eukaryota; Metazoa; Chordata; Actinopteri; Cichliformes; Cichlidae. Gene Ontology annotation, biological process: proteolysis; extracellular matrix organization.
CCUUUGGUUCCUCGGACCUCGCCUGUUCCUGCUGGUGCUGAGCGUCGGUCGGUGGGGUUUAUAACAGAAAAGCUGUAAAAUAAUAAAAUCCUGUGAAAGUUCCUACAUUUUUGGCCUCAUUUACAUUUUCCAAAGAUUUCCAGUGGGCCGGGUGGGGGUCUUUGACAAGCCAGUUGUGGCCCCCAGGCCUGAUAUUGGACACCCCUGUGCAGACCAAAGAUCACUCAGUGCUGAGAGCAGCUGCUGCUCCAUCAGCAGGAAGCUCUGACAUCAGCUCUCACAAUAAAAAACAUUAUAACGGAUGUUCGUACAACUUAUUAUCAUGUUAUUACAAUAUUGUAAUAACAUGAUAAUAUGUACAAACAUGAAACCAUAUGUUAGAACGAUAAAGGUUUCAUGUUAUAAUGUGAUACAGCUCUAACAGUCCACUUACUAACACUUUUGUUUUUACAACGCAAGCUUCAUGGAGUUCAUGUUACUGUUCUGAGUGUAAGUGCAGCUGCUCACCAGCAGGUGGAGCCACUGCUUCAGACAAACUUGAAUAUUGUUGUUUAAAAAGUAAUAAACACUGUUUUAGGGAGCACUUUGAUGAGGUUAAUAACUAAAUAACUAAAAAACAUGCAGUGCUUGUGACAUUUGCAUUUCUUCAACCAAUCAAAAUCUUUCAUCAAUAUAAAAAUGCCUCACAGACCCAAACAAAGUCAGGUCCCUGAUCCGCACAGGUUCAGGUUUUUGGGGUCCUCACAAGGAUAGAAGAACAAGUUCAUGUGUUUGUGUGUGUGUGGGUCAGCUGUUGUCCCGUACUGUUGGUGUGAAACCAGAUCCAGGACCUUCAGAAAGCUUGGAGGGGAAGGACCGUGCUGCACACGGCAGUCAGAGGGAGGAGAUAAUGACGGAGUGGAGGAGUGUCUGUCCGAGGCUCAGUCUGCUCAGCAGUUAGUCUCAGUGUGUCUGCCUCACUGUCAGCAUGGAGGAGCGUCGCUGUGGAUUAUUGAUCAUCACCUUUCUGCUGCACGUCCACUGUUUGCACUCAGUUUACAUCACCCAGAGCACAGAUUCUCUCCAUCAGGUUCUGUCGGAGUUCGCCAUCAUUCGUCCAAUCAGGACAGACUCAGAGGGGCGCUUCCUGUCAGGUUCCAUCUCAGCUCGCCAGCUACAUCGCAGGAAAAGACACGCCCCCUCAUCAGAGGACACACCCACCGACUUUAAUGACAGACAUAUGGACACACCCUUUUCACAACAGGCUCCGCCCAGUCACGGUUGGUGGGGGCAGAGUCACAUGACAGAGGAGGUGGAGCUUUUCUAUAAUGUGACUGCCUUCGGGCAGGAAUUGCACCUACACCUGCAUCCCAACUCUCGCCUCGUCGCCCCCACCGCCACCAUGGAGUGGGAGGAGUCAGGACAGCACCACUCUCAGCCAAUAGAAGACACCGGCUGCUUCUACACGGGAACUGUGUCCAACAUGGAGGGUACGUCAGUCGCCAUCAGCAACUGUGACGGACUGGCAGGGAUGAUCCGCACCGGCGAGGAGGAGUUUUUCAUCGAGCCGCUGGAUCGAUGGAGGCUGGGAGGAGGAGGAGAGGAAGAGGAGGUGGAGGAGGAGGGACGGCGGCACAUCAUUUAUCGCUCCUCGGCCGUGAAGAAGAACUCAGCUGUCAAUCACACAGCUGAUGACUUCGUCCAAGGUUAAUGAAAUCUAUCGAGACCACUCACUGGGUGCCAACAUCAACGUUGUCCUGGUCAGAAUCGCCCUGCUGUCACCAACCAAGUCCCAGGAGCUGAUUUCUGUGGGGAAUCCUCAGAAGAGUUUGGAGAACGUAUGUGGAUGGUCGUAUCUCCAGCACAGAGAGCAGAGUCUCGCUGAGCAGCACGACCACACCAUCUACCUGACCAGGCAGGAGUUCGGCCCCACCGGCAUGCAGGGUUACGCUCCAGUUACGGGCAUAUGCCAGCUGCAUCGAAGCUGUGUUCUCGUCUUGGAGGACGGAUUUUCUUCGGCCUUUGUAGCUGCACACGAAACAGGACAUCUAUUGGGUAUGCAACACGACGGCGAGGCGAAUGACUGCGGUGACGACGUGCCUUUGGGCAGCAUCAUGUCUCCGCAGGUUCAGGCCACCUUCCACCGUUACCACUGGUCGAGGUGCAGCUGGAGGGAGCUGCACAAGUACCUGCACACGUACGACUGUCUGCGUGACGACCCGUUCAACCACAACUGGCCGGCUCAGCCUCAGCUGCCGGGCUUCCAGUACUCCAUGGACCAACAGUGCCGCUUCGACUUUGGACCAGGAUACAGUCUCUGUACCGCAUACACGAACACUGACCCCUGCAAACAGCUGUGGUGCAGCGACUACAACAACCCGUUCUACUGUAAGACCAAGAAAGGCCCGCCCCUCGACGGGACCAAGUGUGGGCCGGGGAAGCAUUGUUUCAGAGGUUACUGCAUGAAGCUGACCCCUAACCUUCUGAGACAAGAUGGCGGCUGGGGGUCGUGGAGUCCAUAUGGCAGCUGCUCCCGGACAUGUGGGGGCGGGGUCAGGUUUCGGACCCGACAUUGUGACAACCCAAUUCCGGCCAACGGGGGGCGCACCUGCUUCGGAAACACCUACGAGUUCCAGCUGUGCAGCCAAGAGAACUGCCCCCCACUGACAGACUUCAGGGAGGAUCAGUGCAAAGUCUGGAACCCUGUUUUUGAACACGAGGGGCGGAAACACCACUGGCUGCCGUACCAACACCCUGACCCUGACGAGCGCUGCCGUCUGUACUGUCAGUCGAGGGAGACGGCGGCCGCAGUGUCAAUGAAAAGAAUGGUGCAUGAUGGGACGCCAUGUUCCUAUGACGACGUCUACAGUGUCUGCGUCCGAGGAGAGUGUGAGCACGUUGGCUGCGAUGGUCAGAUUGCUUCAGACAAGCAGGAGGACCGAUGUGGAGUGUGUGGAGGAGAUAACUCCAGCUGUAAGAUCGUCAAAGGAAACUUCACCCGCAGCACCAAGAAACAAGGUUACCUGAAGAUCCUGGAGAUCCCCAAAGGAGCUCGACACCUGCUGAUCCAGGAGUUCAAGGGGACUCCUCACAUCCUGGCCAUGAAGAACCAGGACACAGGUCAUCUCUUCCUCAAUGACGAACACGAGCUCCCAGAAUCCAGAGUGGUGAUUGAAAAGGGCGUGGCCUGGGAGUACAGGAACACUGAAGAGGAAGAGGAGGAGUCUAUCCAAACCACCGGGCCGCUGAAGUAUGGAGUCGUGCUCAUGGUCCGUUCUCAUGGCGACUCAAAGGUGACGGUGUCCUAUAAGUACAUCAUCCAGGAUCGCCUGCGGUCCUCGCUGGAGUCCAACUUGGUGCAGGAGGACGCCAUCUUCUACGAGUGGGCCCUGAAGAAGUGGUCGCACUGCUCCAAACCCUGUGGAGGAGGAAAACAGUACACCAGGUUCGGCUGCAGGAGGAAGGCUGAUGGGAAAAUGGUUCAGAGGAUGUUCUGCUCCAAUAUCAGCAAACCGAGAGCCAUCAGUCGCAGCUGUAACCCCGAGGCCUGCAGCCCGGCACGCUGGGUGACCGGAGACUGGGAGGACUGCAGCUCCUCCUGUGGUCAGACUGGGUGGCAGCGUCGCUGGGUGAGCUGCCUGCAGAACUCCUCCAGGGGGCAGCAGCGGCGCUCUGUGCAUAGCAGGCUCUGCGGCGAUGACCGACCAGAGACUAAACAACCCUGUAACCGCUUCCCCUGCCCCGCUGUGUGGAGAGCCGGGCCCUGGACUCCGUGUUCGGUCUCGUGUGGGAACGGGACUCAGGAGCGUCAGGUCGCGUGCUCCAAUCCCGAGAGUUCAGCUGGAAACUGCAGCGAGCCUCGGCCAAUCACGACACGCACCUGCCUGGCUCCGCCCUGCGGUGGUGACCAGAAGAAUGCCAUCAUUCAGUGGCUGUCCAGGUCCAACCCCAGCUUCCCGGCUCCAAAGAUCUCUUCAAGGCAGCCGUGCCGCGGCGACCGCUCGGCGUUCUGUCGAAUGGAGGUGCUGAGUCGGUACUGCUCUAUCAUCAGAUACCGCCAGAUGUGCUGCAAGUCCUGUAGUGAGGAUAACUUCAACAAUGCCACGAAAUCCAGAAUCUCCAGCAACUUCAGUGGCACCAUCACACUGAUGGAGAACAGCAGUUCUUGGAGGUUGACCACAGAGAUCAUGACGUCAGCGCUCACCUCUACCUGGUCCGACAGCAGCCAUGCCAUCAGUGAUGUCUUUCGUGACAUCAUCACCACCACCCCGACGCGCAGCUUCACUGUAACUCCACCCCCAACCAGACGGAGCACCGGUGACUUUGUCUACGUGGAUUAUGAUGAGUACAGCGAGUACUCUUCCUACGAGGAUUCCUCCGGCCUGAAUGAGCUUCCGGUUACCAUGGAGACUGUUGACACUGAAGACCAAACGCCGGCGCUGGUUUGGACUUCUGCCAUCCCAGAGUUCUCCACCACAUCAUCGCCUGAUCCUGGUGACAACACCACAUCCUCAGGAAGGCGGAGCCUCCAAAGUCAAGUCAACCUGACCGAAGCUGAACCGGCGCUACCUUCAUCGUCCUUCUUCUCGCUAUCAAAGAAAGAGAACAACUCGGUGGACGAGGUCCAGUACCAGAUCGUCGGACUUGACAGCGACGUUAGCCGAGGACAGCAGAAUUACUUUGUGCCGCGGAUGCCUCAGGUCCACGAGCGAACGCAUAACAAACGCAUCCAGCAGCUCCUGAACGAGAAACGACGGCAGGACCUUCUGCGGCGGCAAAGCCGCAUCAGAGCGAGCCGGACUGACAGGAAGCACUGAGCGCAGAUUUCCCCUGGCCAUUUGCUCGUCCCGACACGUGCGACGUCACACUUCCUGCUAACGCUAAUGAGAAACAGACUGAAACAACCUCCACCUGUGCUCGGAGCGGCCUUCGUCCACGAGAGGCGCGAGCGUGGACUCGAUCCUCAGAAGGCCCCGGGUCUGUUUCACCAUCAUGAUGUUUGUACCAAUAAUCCUGUUUCUGAAUAAAGUCUCAUCCAGCUGCUGCUGUGCCUCUGAAUCAUGAACAUCUGGAUCACGUUCACGCUUUCUGGUGUCAGGAACAUUUUGUGCUUUUGUCUUCUCUGAAACCCGACUGAUGAUUUCUGUUUGUGAAGUCAAAAUAAAAUCCAGCCCUGUUUUUACCAUGAAAA